Entrophospora sp. SA101 is the source of this 687-nucleotide messenger RNA. Lineage: Eukaryota; Fungi; Glomeromycota; Glomeromycetes; Entrophosporales; Entrophosporaceae. The record is from the annotation of a GenBank genome assembly.
AUGAUCAAUAUCAAAAAAUUGAUUAAAAAACGUAUAAUAUCAGCGAACCCCGAAUUGGUUCUUGAUGCACCAAGAAUGAUUAAUGACUAUUAUUUAAAUUUAUUGGAUUGGAGUAAUAAAAAUAUGGUAGCAGUUGGAUUGGAUAAAAAUGCAUUUGCUAAUACUAGUAGUGGUGCUAGAAUUAUUGAUAAUAAGAUUUCUAGUCUUUCUUGGUCUGAAGAUGGUGAUCAUCUUGCCGAUCUAGGGAUGAAGCAUGAUGUUAGACUUGCACGACAUAAAUUUGCAGAAUUACAUGACAAUACUAGUGAAGUUUGUGGUUUGAAAUGGAGGAGUGAUGAUGAACAAUUGGCUAGUGGAGGUAAUAAUGACAACAAAGUUAAUAUUUGGGAUGCAAAAUCAAGCAUUCCAAAAUUUAUUAAAACCGACCAUAAAGAUUCUGCUAUUGCAUGGUGCCUUUGGCAAAGAAUUUUGCUUGCAACAGUUACAUCAAUUGUUUGGUCAAAUCACUACAAGGAGGUAUUAUCAAUUCAUGAGUAUCCAAGUUUUCGAUUUAUAAUCUGGAAAUAUCCUUCACUAAAGAAAAUUAUUGAUGUUAAGGAUGCACAUGAGAAUCGUAUUUUACAAUCAGCUUUGAGUCCUGAAGGAGAAAUUGUAGCAACUGUGGCAGGAGUAAAUAUAGAUUGUUGA